AAUACAAACACAUUAUUAAAUUUUGUAUGAGGUUAAUUUAUAAGCUUUACAUAACACAAUACAAAAAAUAAAAAAUGGUUUUCAAAUCAAUUACAUUAUUUGCUCGCAGUAGAGGCCCUGAUGAAUUCUGGCGGAAAAGAAAAAUCUUCAAACUUGCAGCGCAUUACAGGGGUAGAAGACGUAAUUGUUACAGUGUAACGAUUCGAAAUGUCCACCGUGCUUUGGUUUAUGCAACAAAAGGUCGUAAACUCAAAAAGGAAGAUAUGAAAGAAUUGUGGACUACCCGAGUACAAGCCGCUUGCCAACAGCACAACUUGACAUUCGAGACAUUUAAAAAUGCUUUACAAAAGUGCAAUAUUGUAUUGAACAAUAAGGUUCUUAGUGAACUGGCUGUUUGGGAACCAAGAUCCUUUAAGUCAUUAACUGAUAUUGCCUACCAAAGAGCUGUAAACGAUGGAUUCAAUAGUAUUAAUGAUUUAGGUACUAAGAAUAAUGGAAUUAUUACACGAGGGAUGCUCAAAUCGAAAAUUAGUAGCGAUUAAUGUUAUUUUUAAAAUCAAAUACUUAUUAUAUACUAGUUCU
Messenger RNA from Chrysoperla carnea, 582 nucleotides. It is a transcript of the gene mRpL20, whose product is annotated as 39S ribosomal protein L20, mitochondrial. The record is from RefSeq and is a predicted model, not a curated record. Gene Ontology annotation, cellular component: ribosome. The transcript is spliced from 3 exons. The coding region runs from base 75 to 542 and encodes 155 amino acids. Gene Ontology annotation, biological process: ribosomal large subunit assembly; translation. NCBI's taxonomy places the organism in Eukaryota, Metazoa, Arthropoda, Insecta, Neuroptera, Chrysopidae. Gene Ontology annotation, molecular function: rRNA binding; structural constituent of ribosome.